Molecule: messenger RNA, 1000 nt
Organism: Diorhabda carinulata
Lineage: Eukaryota; Metazoa; Arthropoda; Insecta; Coleoptera; Chrysomelidae
Exons: 2
Coding region: 75-680 (201 amino acids)
Source: RefSeq, a predicted model, not a curated record
UUGAAAAAGGUUUCUUUCAUAAGAAGUAUCAAAGCUUAAGAGACCAUCCUGAUAAAUUUUUUAAUUACUAAAGGAUGUCAGUAGCCAGCUUCGAUAAGACUUUACAAAUUGUGCGUCCGUACAUCACCUUCAUGAAUACAAAAUUUCGCAAAUGUAUUUCACCAGAGAAGCGCCUGUCUGUUACUUUGAGGUAUCUUGCUAGUGGAAACAGUAUGAAGUCGCUGUAUUUUGAAUAUUUGAUUGGUACAACAACACUAAGUGGAAUAAUUGAACACACAUGCAAGUGUUUGUGGAUAUGUUUGCAACCUACAUAUAUGCCUGAAAAAACCGAAGAAGAUUGGAUAAAUAUAGCAAAACUUUUUUUUGAAAGAACAUAUUUUCCUAAUUGCCUUGGUUCCUUAGAUGGAAAACAUGUACGAAUAGAAAGGCCAGAAAAUACUGGAUCAGAAGCUUUCAAUUAUAAAAAAUUUUAUUCUUUAAUACUAUUAGCUAUUGUUGAUGCGGACUUUUGCUUUUCUGCUAUAGAUGUUGGAGCAUAUGGAUCGAAUAGUGACUCAAGCGUAUUCAAAAACUCGAAUUUUGGCAAAAGAUUUUUGAACAAUCAAAUGCAUUUACCAGUAUCUGCAAUAUUACCUAACUUUCCCACUUUCAGAACACUUAAUGAGGCCUUAUCCAAAUAAAAAUUUAUCCAUAAAAGAAAGAGUUUAUUACUAUAGAUUAUCCUAUGCCAGAAAGAUUGUCGAAUGUGCAUUUGGAAUUAUGGCAAAUAAAUGGCGUAUUAUGCACAGACCGUUAGACGUAAAAUUGGAUUUUUGCGACCGCAUUAUUAAAGCUUGUUGCAUAUUGCACAACUUUGUAAGACAACAUGAUGGCAAACAGCUUAGUGACUCUUCUCAGUCGCUUUCGAUCUUAAGAGUUCGACAACAGUUUGAGUUCUUAAAUAUUUAUAUACAUAUACAUAUAAUCUUGAAAUAAAUAAACACUAAUAAAAUAAACUGCA